Molecule: messenger RNA, 644 nt
Organism: Ochlerotatus camptorhynchus
Lineage: Eukaryota; Metazoa; Arthropoda; Insecta; Diptera; Culicidae
Product: ejaculatory bulb-specific protein 3-like
Exons: 2
Coding region: 115-495 (126 amino acids)
Source: RefSeq, a predicted model, not a curated record
GAUUCGGUGCUAAUCACAGUUUGUCGCUAGCUUGCUUUCGUUGAACAGCGCCGUACUUUGACUGUUGCAAACUUUUGAGAUAAAACCGGAGAAAUCUACAUAACUGAUAUCAAAAUGAAACUGUUCGUCGUUGCUGCAUUCGCCCUGUUCGCCGUGGUGGCCGCCCAGGAAAAGUACACCACCAAGUACGACGGCGUCGAUCUGGACGAGAUCCUCAAGUCAGACCGCCUGUUCAACAACUACUUCAAGUGUCUGAUGGAUCAGGGCCGUUGCACACCAGACGGUAAUGAGCUGAAGCGUAUCCUGCCCGAUGCCCUCAAGACGGACUGUGUCAAGUGCAGUGAGAAGCAGAAGAACGGCACCCAGAAGGUCAUCAAUUAUCUGAUCGAUAACCGCGCCAGUCAGUGGAAGAGCCUGCAGGCCAAGUACGACCCUGAAAACGUCUACGUCGAGAAGUACCGCGGCGAUGCCAAGAAGGCUGGCAUCAAGCUGUAAACGGGCUAGCAUCCCUUAGCCGCAGCUGGACUGAGACUGAGACGCACCAGAAAAGCCUCAAACAAACAAACUAAAAUCAAGUCCUACAAUCUAACUAAGAAUCUUCCCUCCGUACCCACAGUCGGUUUUGCAACUUGGAGCCCUGAGCC